This is a messenger RNA of Clupea harengus (Atlantic herring), 17483 nucleotides long. It is a transcript of the gene kmt2a, whose product is annotated as lysine (K)-specific methyltransferase 2A. Bases 40 to 12855 code for a protein of 4271 amino acids. Lineage: Eukaryota; Metazoa; Chordata; Actinopteri; Clupeiformes; Clupeidae. The transcript has 35 exons. The record is from RefSeq and is a predicted model, not a curated record. Gene Ontology annotation, molecular function: histone H3K4 methyltransferase activity; protein binding; DNA binding. Gene Ontology annotation, biological process: positive regulation of DNA-templated transcription. Gene Ontology annotation, cellular component: nucleus; histone methyltransferase complex.
UGAGUUCCCUGAUCCUCGGACAGGCAGGCAGAGUGUAAAAUGGCGCACAGCUGUCGGUGGCGGUUCCCUGCUCGGCCCGGAGGGAGCACCAACUCGGGCACCGGGAAGAGAGCGGGCCGAAUCCGGGUCACCGCGUCCCUCCGAAAUGAUACUGCGGCUCAUACGAACACAGUUGGGCUAAGACACGGUUUCGAUGCGGCGGUACAAGUCUCCUCUGCAAUCGAGAGCAACCUGCAGAAAUUUCGGGAUGUUUUGGGGGAGUCAAGCGGGUCCAGUAGCGGGGAGGAAGAGGCGUUUUGUGGCUUUGGUACAGUCAGUGAAAGCAGAAGAAUACAGAGUCCUGCAAGGACCCUUUCAGUCCCAUCAUCAGCUCCUGCGACGCCAGAGAAGAAACCGAGGGGGCGUCCGCCCAGGGCCCAGGCCACACAGAGACCAGGCAUAGGCGCUGGCCCCGUGCCCGUGCCUUCUGUCCCCUCUAUUCCCCACAGAGAUGCCCUCUCACACACAGAGAAAGUGAAGAGGCCGCCGGGAAGGCCUCCCGGGUCGGGGGAGAGGAGAAGAGGCCGCCCGCCGGCCUCCGGCAGUCAGAGAAACUGGCAGCAGAUCGGGCAAGCGUCAACGGACGAGGCGUCGGCUGCCAGCAGCGAGCAUGGCUCGACGCCAGCCCAACACAAGCAUGCGGCGGAGAACGAACGGGAGGGGAAGGUGUGCAAGGUGUCCAGGCAGGCGGCCAAGCUGAAACGGCUGCAGGACGUUAAGAUCGGCCCUCUCAAGUCCCGGCUCAAGGCCGUGGUGGGGAAGGCUGUGCCGGUACCCGUCGUGCCAAGACGGAGGCGGGGGAGGCCGCCUUCUGCGGAGCGCCUUAAAGCGGAGGCUGCCGCUGCAGCCGCCGCCGCUGCUGCUCGCUCGGCCUCUUCCGGCUCCUUCGCCGAGCUGUCCCUUUCAGACACGCGCACUGUCAAACAGAAAGCCUUCAAGGUACGGGGCAGGGACAGAGACCUGGACCUUCAGGCUGCCCAGCAGCAUGCUUCCCAAGCUGACCCACAAGCCAGCCCCACGGAACCCCACAGCCCCCCUUCUUCGAAAUUCGGGAGGCCCCUGGGCCUGCGUCAGAGCCCACGCCACAUCAAGCCUGUGCGCAUUGUGCCCCCUUCCAAACGCACAGAUGCCACCAUUGCCAAGCAGCUGCUGCAGCGUGCCAAGAAGGGUGCCCAAAAGAAGAAGCUGCUGGAGAAGGAGGUCGGCGGACCGCAGGGCAUGGAGACGGGCAUCCGGCGGCGCCGGAGGACCUCGCUGAAGAACAUCCGGCAGUUCAUCAUGCCCGUGGUGAGCGGCGUGUCCCGACGCGUCAUAAAGAUGCCCAAGCGCUUCAUCGACGACGAGGCCAGAUUCAGCACCCCGCCUCCACAGCAGAAGAUGCCCCGCCUGGAGACUCCCGCGGGCAUCUCUGUGUCGACGGUGACAUCGGCAGCCCCCCAGCCCAACGCCGCUCCCUCCCCCACACUGGUGGCUACUUCCUCCCCCUCCUCCGUGGCCGUUUCUGCGGGUCUAACUGCGCUGGACAACCUACCCCCACCCCCUCCCCCGGCGCCUGCCGUUCCCAGCAGCAGCAGCAGCAGCAGCAUUCCCCCCAGCCUCCUCACAGGCGCCUCAGCAGGCGGCAGCUGCAACAACAGCAACGGGGGUCGCUUCAGCAGCAGCGCGGCCUCGUGUGGCUCCAGCGCUGUAUCCCAGCACUCCUCGCAGCUCUCCUCGGGCGAGUCCUCACGCUCUAGCAGCCCCAGCCUGGACGACUCCUCCUGUGACUCACAGGCCUCGGAGGGCACGCAGGCCCUGUCUGAGGAGCGCGACCACUCGCCGUCGUCUCAGGGUGAGCGGGAAGAGGCUGUGCUGAUGCACGCCUCGCGCCCUUCCUCCCCACUGUCGGAGCACGAGCACGAGCACACAGGGCUGCUGGAGCGGGGCAGACGUGGCCGCCGGGGGCAUGGCGUGAGGAGUGGGGCCGGCCUGGUCGGCAGGGGCAGGAGCAGCCUGAUGGGAAUGAGGAAGAAGACCAUCAUCAGCCCGGCCACCGGCAUCCUCAUGUCCUCCUCGCAGGUGGGCUCGCACCAGGCCUCUGGCGCACCCUCUGGCUCAUCCCCACCGCCCUCUUCGCAGCUGCUGGGCUCUGGCCAGCACCCGCAGUCGGCUUCCUCCAAUGCGGCUGGUGUCGGGGACCACCACUCCCACUCCUCUUGGAUCAUGCCGCGCGGCAUCGCACCAUUCCUAUCUGGUCCCCCCAUGCACGCGGCGUCCCAUGACAAGCGCCGUUCAAUUCUGCGCGAGCCCACCUUCCGCUGGUCGUCGGCACCCUCCCACAAGCCUGAGUGCUUCUCCUCUGCGAAGUACGCGCGAGAGGGCCUGAUCCGCAAACCCAUUUUUGACAACUUCCGGCCUCCGCCCCUGACUGCGGAAGACGUGGGCUUGGCCCCCGGUCCGGUCUCUGGAAAUGUGGCACCCUCGGGAUUCCCCACGUCUUCUGGCAGCAACGCCGGAUCAGGGAGCCGGCUCUUUUCUCCGCUGCAUCACCACCACCAUCAGCACACCUCCUCACGCUUUGAGGGGUCAUUCCAGAAACGCAGCCCGCUGCUCCGUGCCCCCCGCUUCACCCCCAGCGAGGCCCACUCACGGAUCUUCGAGUCGGUCACGCUCCCCACCUCCUCGGGCAGCAGCCCCGGCUCCCUCUCCCCCCUGCAGAGCUCCUCUCCGUCAAACAGGUCCUUGCGCCACAGGAAGAGGAGGACCUUCGGGCCCCUACCCGGGCAGCCCCGAUCGCCCUCGCACUCUAUGACCAGGAGGAGCAGUCAGCCGGGCUUCAAACCCAGCAAGAGUUCCUCUGAUCCCAUGGGCAGCUCAGUUUCUUCUAGCAGUAAUGCCAGUAACUCCACAUCUCUGCCAGGGGUGGCCGUAAGCCCACUCGCUCCAAGUGCCUUAACCCAAGCCCCCUUCAGCACCUUGUCUCCAGGCACCGCGGGACUUGCCAGCCACAGUGGCACAGAGGGACGCAAAGUUGCCUCCGCAGCCGCCGUUGGUGGACUGGGUGCCGUCGGCAACUCGGCUCCUUCUUCAUCGUCCUCUCCGCCGCAGCUAUUUCCUCUCUUCACCCCCAGCACUCAAGGUCUGGGCGGCGGCACACAGCCGACCCGCGAGAGGAACCUCUCGUCCGGCCAAGAAGCGCCACCUAAGGAGAAGGAGAGGGAGUCGGAGAGGAGUCGGGAGCGUGAGAAGGAGAACAAGCGAGAGGGGAGGAAGGAGAAGGAGCGUAAGGGAAAGGAGGCGUCUUCCCACUCUUCAUCCGGCUUGUUUGCCCAGGAAGGUAAGGACUCAGAAAAGUCCUUCCCGUCGCUUGCCCACAGGAAGACCCCCGGGAGGAAGAAAUCCGUGUCGGCUGACUCGGGGGCCGAGGCCUCACCGGCUGAUAGCAAUGCCAGCCACGCUGUCAGCAGCACCCCCUCGUCCAACGGCCGGCCUUGCAAGAAAGACAGGCUGCCUGAAUGGGAUGUGGAGGUCGACAGAGGAGAAAAGGAGGACCAGGAGAGGUCGAGCACGCCGGUACCACCGGGGCCGACACUGGAAUCAAUGUUGGCCCAGGCAGAGAAACAACCGGUGGCAGAUAAGCACUUGGCUGUGCUGCUGAAGAAAGCGAAAGCACAGCUGCAUAAUAUAGAGAACAAGUCCCUGAAGUCCUUAAAACCGUUGGAUCAGCCCAAAGUGCAGGGUCAGGAGAGUGACUCCUCAGAGACAUCAGUCCGUGGUCCACGCAUCAAGCAUGUGUGUCGCCGUGCCGCGGUAGCUCUGGGCCGAAACCGGGCUGUGUUCCCAGACGACAUGCCCACCCUCAGUGCCUUGCCCUGGGAGGAGAGAGAGAAGAUCCUGUCUUCCAUGGGGAACGAUGACAAAUCAUCGGUGGCAGGCUCCGAGGAGGCGGAGCCACAGACCCCUCCCCUUAAGCCAGUGACGAGGCAAAAGCCAAUCAACGAGGCCCUGCCCAGGAAGGGCCGACGGUCUAGGCGCUGCGGGCAGUGUCCUGGCUGCCAGGUUCCUGAGGACUGUGGCGUCUGCACCAACUGCCUGGAUAAGCCCAAGUUUGGGGGACGCAACAUUAAGAAGCAGUGCUGCAAAGUGAGGAAGUGCCAGAACUUGCAGUGGAUGCCUUCAAAAAUGUUUCUCCAAAAGCAAGUGAAAGGUAAAAAGGACAAGAAAAAGAACCGAAUGUCAGAGAAAAAGGACAUGCAUUACUCCGUGAGCACCCCAAACCCAGAGGCUAGACCCUCACUGAGAGAGGGCCCUCAGAAGAAGAGUGAAACUCUGCCCUCCAAGCCAGGAGAAGACAAGCUGAAGCAACAGCAACAUCAGGAGGAGUCUUCUCCGACCCCUGAGCCAAGUCCUCCACAUGAGGAGCCCUCCUCUCCCCCCUCCACGCCCACACCUGAGGAGUCAAAGCAGCCCCAGGCGCCAAGUGGCGGCCCCUCCAGGAAAGAGCGGAAACUGCAGCAGCAGCAGGCCACCACUUCUCCCCCUUCUAGCCAAAAAGACCCUUCCCCAUCGCCACCCACACCGUCACAAUCCCCAACCCAGACACCCCCGCAGAGGUCCCCACAGAACCCUCUGCUCUUGAAGAAAGAGCCGGCAGCCAAGCCCCCCACUGAUGGUAAAAAGAAGCUACAGCAGCAGCCAUCUUCACAGCCACCUGCCCCUGACACAGGGCCUGACUCAAAACACUUGAAGAAACUUGCUGCACGCAAACUAAAAGAGAAGCCGGAGAAGCAGGCAGCAAUCAAACCCAACGGCGGUACUUUAAACUCCCUGAGCACUCCCUCGACUGGGGUCCAGAGCAAACAGCAGCAGCAGACAGCGCCCUGCGACGGAGUGCAACGCAUCAGAGUGGAUUUCAAGGAGAGCCAUGACAUCGAGAAUGUUUGGGAGAUGGGCGGCCUGAGCGUCCUGACGUCUGUGCCUAUCACGCCGCGCAUGCUGUGCUUCCUCUGCGCCAGCAGCGGGAAUGUGGAGUUUGUGUUCUGCCAGGUUUGCUGUGAGCCUUUCCAUCUCUUCUGCCUGGGGGAGUCAGAGCGCCCCCUGGAGGACCAGCUGGAGAACUGGUGCUGCCGGAGGUGUCGCUUCUGCCACAUUUGUGGGCACCCGCACCAAAAUACCAAACAGCUGCUUGAGUGUGACAAAUGCCGGAACAGUUAUCACCCCGAAUGCCUGGGCCCUAAUCACCCCACCAGACCCACAAAGAAAAAGAGAGUCUGGAUUUGCACUAAGUGUGUCCGCUGCCAGAGCUGUGGGGCCACCGAACCAGGCAAAGCCUGGGAUGCUCAGUGGUCACAUGACUUUUCGCUGUGUCACGACUGUGCCAAACUCGUCGCUAAAGGGAAUUCCUGCUCUCUCUGUGAUAAGUGCUAUGAUGACGAGGACUACGAGAGCAAGAUGAUGAAGUGUGGGAGGUGUAGCCGCUGGGUGCAUGCCAAAUGUGAAAGCCUCACAGAUGAGAUGUAUGACAUCCAGUCCAACUUGCCGGUGGCCUACACCUGCGCCAACUGCACAGAGAAGCAGCCCGCAGAGUGGAAGACGGCCCUGAAGAACAAGCUCCAGAGCUCCGUGCACCAGGUCCUCACGGCCCUGCUCAACUCCCGCACCUCCACCCACCUGCUCCGCUACAGACAGCCUGUGAUGAAGCCCCCAGAGCUGAACCCAGAGACGGAGGAGAGUCUGCCCUCCCGCCGCUCUCCUGAAGGCCCAGACCCCCCAGUGCUGACCGAGGUCCCCCCCCACACCGACUCACCGCCAGACCUGGAGUCUGUGGCAAAGAAGAUGGAUUUGGGCCGCUACAAAUCAGUGUUGGAGUUUAGUGACGACAUUGUCAAGAUCAUCCAGAUGGCCAUCAACUCCGACGGUGGGCAACCAGAGAACAAGAAGGCCAACAGCAUGGUCAAGACCUUCUUUAUCCGGCAAAUGGAGCGUGUGUUCCCCUGGUUCAAGGUGAAGGAGUCCAGUUUCUGGGAGACACUGAAGGACUCCAAUAGCGGGUCUCUUCCGAAUGCAGUGCUUCCCCCCUUCCUGGACCAUAAUUAUGCACAGUGGCAGGACCGCGUGGAGCUGAGCAGUGCCGAGCAGCAUCCGCUGGUGAAGAUCAUCCCUGCCCCGACCCACAAACCCCUGGGGGAGCCGGACUCCCCUGCCACCCCUCCCGACGUCAUCCUCGACCUUUCCCCUGAGGACAGUCCCGAACUUCUUCCUCCCCCCAACUUGAGAGACAACAGGCAGUGUGUGCUCUGCCUGAAGUAUGGUGAUGAAAAUACCAAUGAAGGUGGACGGCUCCUUUACAUCGGCCAGAAUGAGUGGACUCAUGUAAACUGUGCACUGUGGUCUUCUGAGGUGUUUGAGGAUGACGAUGGCUCCCUGAAAAAUGUGCACAUGGCAGUGAUACGAGGCAAACAGUUGCGGUGUGAGAACUGCCAGAGACCUGGGGCCACCGUGGGCUGCUGCCUGACCACCUGCAACAGUAACUACCACUUCAUGUGCGCCCGCCAGCGUCGCUGUGUCUUCCUCGAGGACAAGAAGGUUUACUGCCAGCGCCACAAAGACCUGAUCAAGGGCGAGGUGAUAUCAGACUCUGGGUUUGAGGUAACACGCAGAAUUCUGGUGGACCUUGGAGGCAUCAGCCUGCGGAGGAAAUUCAUCAACGGGCUCCCCCCUGACAACAUCCACAUGAUGAUAGGCUCGAUGACCAUAGACUGUCUUGGAAUGCUGACUGACCUGUCGGAUUGUGAGCGGAAUGUUUUCCCAAUUGGAUAUCAGUGUUCAAGAGUUUAUUGGAGCACCAUUGAUGCUCGCAAGCGUUGUGUUUACACAUGUAGGAUCUUAGUGUAUCGCCCCCCAGUGGUAGAAACAGUAAUUGACAGCAUAGGUAGACUAGAAGAAACCGUCAUUGGCAGCACAGUACCCUGUGAGGACAACUUUACCAUUGCUCACAGCCCCACAACGGUCUCAGAAAUGGAGAUGACAACAGUAUCUCAGCUGGUGAAUUCAGCGAAGCUGUCCUGUUGCAAGUCCACGACUGCAGCUUCCAGGCCAAAGUUGCUCUUCCGAAACAGGCACCCCAGCUAUCCACCAUGCCAGAGGUCUUCUAUCUCCAGACCACUUCCCUCUCCAGGAGGCCUCACCAGUUCAGCACAUGAAAUUGUGACUGUGGGUGACCCACUGCUGAGCUUCAGUCUCGGACGAAUUGGAUCCCGGCGACACAGCACUUCCUCUCUCUCAGCUCAGUUGUCCAGAAACACAAUAACACCAACGCCACAAGGCAGUAAUCUGUUCAGUCAGCAAAGCACACUAUCAUCUUGUUCCAUCAUUUCUGCUGCCUCAUCCCUCUCUUCCUACACAUGGGAUCGUGCACAGUGGGACACGGGCAAGGGUAGGCCCUUUGCUUGUGUGAAGUCCCUGAACUGUCAGGUUAGCGCCUCAGGCCCAGGAUCUCAGCAGAGGCAGUUAAGUGUCACGGAAAAAGGUGACGGCAGCCGAGAACCAUCUGGAAAACAGUCUGAAGCAGAGGCUGUGCAGUCAUCCACUCUGAUGUCAGGGAUGAACCAGGUAUCGCCACCUCUGGGAACAGCUGUUCUUACGGGUCACCAGAGGAGCAGCAGCUCCAAGAGUGAGAAGGGGAAGCAGGGAAUGAAAGACACAGCUCUUCCGGCCGAAUCAACUCUCCUGUCUUGCCAGCCCCAAGCUGCUUUACCCAAAGACGGAGGAAAUCCCAUCCAGGAAGGGACACCAGCCGGGAAAGACACAGGGAUGCCGGGGUCCCCAAAGCCUCCGUACCGCAAAAGUGGAGGGAGAAAGUCCCAUGACUAUCUGACUGGGCCUGCUCCUGCUGCUGCCAUGAAACCCCGCUGGUCCUCUGGGGCCACAGUUGGAGAGGAGGACAUUAAACGCGGGUCUCAGGCAACACCAGCAGUAACCGCCGGUUACAGGACGUCCAGCACCAAAGAGACAAGCUCCAAAAUGGGAUUCAGUGGAAGCAUUGAGGCAUCGAAGGAGAGGGAGAAAACUACUAAGAAGAUCAAGACCCCCCUCCACAAAAAGGGCAGUGACAUCAAAACGCUCAGUCAAGACCAAAACUUUCAAAACAGCAAAUCUGCAGUACACAGCAGCAACACCAAAGCAUCUGGAACAAAUGCAGUUGAUAAACAUGAUGGUCAAGGAGGGAAUAGACCACUAAAGUCCAGGGAGAGGUUCAGUGCAGAGAGCAAGAACAGCUCUAGUUUAGAGGGAAGGCAGCCAGAAACAGGCUCUGAUACAGGUAUGAGGGCAACUCACAAUCAAACCAAAGCAAGCAAGGAGCUGAUCAAAAGGGAAAAGAAACCCACUGGAAAAGCAUCUUUAAUUUCUCCAAAAAUAGACCCAAAUGGGACCAAAGUGAUCAGUACAGGCUCUGAUACAAAUCUGUCAACUGCAGUCACCCCAGCUAGUCAAGGUCCUCAGAGGAGGUCCACCUGUGCAGUCCUCUUCUCUUCACCGUCUGCUAGUUCAGAAAGCUCCGAGUCAGAGAGCCAAGCUCAUCCAGAGGACUGUGAAGAACAUCUGCGAGAGGGGGAGGGGCCCGAAGAUGGAGAGGAUCCAUCCAUGGAGGACGAUGGCAGCAUUGACAAGCACGAGGAAGACAGCGAUGGGUCGGGGUCAGCGAAGCGAAGGUAUCCACGGCGUAGUACACGGGCUCGUGCCAAUAUGAUCUUUGGUUUGACGCCUUUCUACGGUGUGCGUUCGUACGGCGUGGAAGAUAUUGACUUCUAUGGAGGUGGAGAGGUAAUUGGGAAAAAGCGGUCUGGAGUGAGCAAGCGUUCUGCUGAGGGGCAAGUUGACGGUGCAGAUGAUAUGAGCACUUCUUUGUCGGAGGAUAGUGGUGAAGAUGAGGAAGGUGGGCUAAGCCAGUGUCCAAACAAAGACUCCUAUUAUUACAACUUCACACGCACCAUCAUCAAUCGUAAUGUCAGGUUGCACCCUGUAGAAGGUGUGGGCAGAGGGUCCCAGUUUGGAAGAUUUCUGAAUGAAAAUGCUGAAGAGAGUGCAGGUCACAUGGAAGAAUCGCCAGCCAUACCCUUGAGUCUUGGCCGUCCCCAAAUUGGCCAGCUGGAUGGCGUUGAUGACGGCUCAGAGAGUGAUGCCAGCUUGAGUACCAGCAGCACCACAACUGCUACAACAUCGGCUACCCACAAAACCUCUGGCAAAAGGAAGAACCGGGAGAGUCGGGCAGAUAGGAUGGCAGCAGGCUCAGGGAAAGACUCUGACAGCAGCGCUGGAGGGGGAAAUGGCGGCAGCAGAGAGAGCAGGAAGAAUCAAAAGGAGUCUUGUCUGUCUCUCGGGGGCGUGAAGUCACAGGGACAAGACCCUCUGGAGGCACAGUUGUCUCUCACCACCGACCUGCUCAAGUCUGACUCCGACAACAACUACAGUGAUGACUGUGGCAACAUCCUGCCGUCUGACAUCAUGGAUUUUGUGCUGAAUACUCCAUCAAUGCAGGCCUUGGGACAGCAGCCAGAGUCAUCUUCCCCUGAGCUUUUGCUGGGUGAGGGAUAUGGGGUUGAUGUUAAUCGGAGGAAAGACAUACUCUUUGAUGAUUUCUCUCAACCACUGCCCAGCACUGAGGCUGUGGAGAGUGGCGUCAACUCGACCAUUUCCGUUGAGGAGUCCUACAGCCUGCAGCUUGGGCUGCCCUCUGACCUCUCCGUGCUAACGACGCGCAGCCCUUCCGUUACAAACCAGAAUCACAGCACCCUCAUUUCAGACGCUUCAGAGAGCACUAUUUUGUCGUUGACUACUGAUGAAACUGUGGAGAAAGCUGGAGACAAGCCAGGAGUGAGCACGUGCGAGGAGACAGAGGAAGAAGGUGGAGAUUCGCAGGUAACCGACGACCAGCUGCCGCCUAAGCAUUUCAUUUCCGACAUCGAGGGUGAGCACAUUUCCGGUCAAGUCAGUCAAGUGGUGGAACCCGAAAACCAGGACGUUGCCAGAACCUCUGGUACGCCAGGUUUACCAAGUUCACCUCCUUUGCCUCUGCAAGGUCAGAAAUAUAUACCUGUCACUGCUGUAAGCCCUGGGCCUUCUCAGGUUGCUAGCACUGCUGUUCAAACCCCUUCCUCUCAUCUCAAACCUGCCCCAGAUAAAUUGAUCGUUGUGAAUCAGCGAAUGCAGCCACUCUACGUCUUGCAGACUCUACCUAAUGGAGUAACACAGAAGAUACAAAUUGCACCCCCCGUCGGUGCCACAGGGGUUAUGAGCACUAGUUCAUCUGUGUUGAGCUCCAUGACUCUCACUACAGGUCUCAACCCCACUCAGUCCAUAUUUCCAGCGGGUGGAAAGGGCUUAAUACCCAUGUCUCACCACCCUCAUAUUCAUACCCUUACUAAUACUACUCAGGCAAGUUUCCAACCGGUCAUUCCCAACACCACAUCAGGCCUCAUCAUAGGCAUCCCCUCACAUGACCCACAGAUUAUUGUGUCGGAGGCAGGACACAGGCCCGAUUUGGCUCCCAGUGUCGCAAUGGUCUCUAGUGCACUAUCUCUGUCUCCCUCUUCGUCCGUGCUUUCCUCAGGACACGGCAAGAAGCGCCAGAUUAGCCGGCUGCAGCCACGCAAAAACAAGAAACUUCCUCGCUCCCGAAGCCAGCCACCGUUAGCCCCAUCAGAUGUUGCACCCAACAUGACCCUUAUAAACUUGUCAUCCCCUCAAAUCACAGCUGGGAUUUCCACACAGUCUGGUUUGGUUGAAUUGGGCACGCUAACCACAGCAACCACCACGUCCCACCGCAAAAUCCCAAAUAUCAUUAAACGACCAAAAUCAGGGGUGAUGCUAGUCCCACAGCCUUCCAUUUCCAUUUCAUCCAGUGCUCAGCCUGGCAUCUUGGGGCAGGACACGUCUACCCACCUAUUGCCGUGUACCGUUUCAGGGCUCAAUCCAAACCAGUCAGUGCUGAAUGUUGUGUCCAUGCCAUCCAGUGGAGCUGGCAAUAUUCUCGGCGCGAGUUCCGUUUCUCUGAGCACACCCGGACUCCUGAGUUCCACUGAAAUCACAGGGUCCUUCAGCAAUCUUCUCUUCAAAGCCAGCCCACACAAUCUGACCAUUCCAGACCAACAGAUGGUUCUCCAUGCCGGAGGGCCCAUGAUGCCGCAGCUGACUCACCCAGUGCAGACGUCUAUCGCCAGUAGUAUAUGCGUUAUUCCACCACAACAAACACUCAGCAUGUCUGUAAACAAGCAAGUGGACCAAGAGAGCACCCUGCAUCACCAACAAGUUAACCGAAUCAUGGCAGACAAACCACAAGCACUUGAUCAGAGUGGAAAUGUUGCAGGAUCCAUGUGUCCUGCCCCCAGUUUGAUGGCCCAGGAUCCCAGCAAGCCAGUGGUCGGGGUAUUCACCCAGGGUUCGUGGACUCUCCAAACAAAUCAACAGCAAGUUUUCAAGUCAACCACCACAGCUGCACCACCUACAGCAGGUGGGAAAGGGAAGCAAAAGGCCAAAAGGACUCGAUCAACACCUGAGAAGGCCAGUGGGAAGAAGCCGAAGGGUUUGCAGGCAGAGUCUCCCCUAUCGCCCCAGGGAGAUGUGAGUUCUGCUGGCCGACCGUCAUCCUCAGGUUUGUUUUUGUACAGGACUAAGCAGCCAGUCAUUCCUGAGCCAAUGGACACAGACAGACCAAUGGAAAAAGGUUCAAAUAAAAGUGAUGCUCCUGUGAUGACCAAAGCAUCCCCUAUCAACCAGAUGUCAACAGAACUUUGUGAUGAGGAGUCCAAAGCCACAAGUCCAACUACUCAGAACAGUGGGAAGGGUUCUGGCAUCGUGCUGGUGGCUUCAUCUGAGCAGGAGGACGACAAAGGAGGCAGGGACUUCAUCUCAGACUACAAGCCCAAGAAGGGCCUCAUGUUUGAAAUAUCCAGUGAAGAUGGCUUUCAGAUCCGUUGUGAGAGCAUUGAAGAGGCCUGGAAGUCUCUGACACACAAAGUCAAGGAGGCACGGUCGAAUGCCAAACUCAAGGAGCUUUCAUUCGAGGGAGUAAACGGGCUCAGGAUGCUUGGCGUGCUCCACCACACUGUGGUGUUUCUCCUGGAACAGCUGUAUGGUGCCAAAUACUGCCAGAACUACCGCUUUCGCUUCCACAAACCCGAGGUUUCUGACGAGCCUCCCAUCAACCCUCACGGGUCUGCCAGAGUGGAGCUACACCAUAGGAGGUCAGUUUUUGACAUGUUCAACUUCCUGGCUUCCAAACACCGCCAGCCUCCGGAGUACAACCCCCAGGAGGAGGAGGAAGAGGAGGCACAGCUGAAGUCAGCUCGCCUUGCCAUCAGCAUGGAUCUGCCCAUGCCCAAGAGACUCCGCUACCUGAAGAAAACAUCCUGGGACACAGUAGGCGUGUACAGGUCAGCCAUUCACGGUCGAGGUCUGUACUGCAAGAGAAAUAUUGACGCCGGAGAGAUGAUCAUCGAGUACUCCGGCAACGUUGUUCGCUCUGUUCUCACUGACAAACGGGAGAAGUCUUAUGAUGAAAAGGGGAUUGGCUGUUACAUGUUUAGGAUCGAUGACUAUGAGGUGGUGGACGCCACAAUGCAUGGCAACGCAGCGCGUUUCAUAAACCAUUCCUGUGAGCCCAACUGCUACUCUCGCGUCAUCAUUGUUGAAGGUCAGAAGCACAUUGUCAUCUUCGCCUUGCGCAAGAUCUACCGAGGAGAGGAGCUCACCUACGACUACAAGUUCCCCAUUGAGGAACCUGGGAAUAAGCUGCCCUGUAACUGUGGAGCCAAAAAGUGCCGCAAGUUCCUGAACUAAGUCCCUCUGGCAUUCUAACACUUCUCUGGCAGCCGCCCCUUGCUGAUGGUGGCCCACAGCAGUUCUACUUUUCCUGUGGUUGAAGGGCUGAAGAGGUAGCAGGAGUUUGAAAGGGGCUUCUGUUAUUCGUCAGAGCUGUUCAGUGUGCUUGUGUUCUCCGGAAGGAUGAAAUUACUGUGCCUCUUUGGUUUUUGUUAAAUUCCAUUGACUGUUUCUCAGUGUCGUAAACCGAGAGCAAUUCAUUUGGCCUACCGACAUUUUUUUUUUGUUUGUUUUUAAAAGAACGUUGAUUUUUCUUACCAGUGGAAAGUUAGUGCCCCAGACAUUUGUGUAUGUCCUCCCCAUAUGUUUUAAAUCUGUACAUCACCACUUUUACCUUAAUUUUUCAGAUAUGGCCUGUGAGAAACUGAUACGGUUUAUUUGAUAACGCUCAAUCCCUUCUGCCCCUGCUUCCAGAAUGUGAUGGAUCUCUACAAAUAAGAAGAUCCACGUUAGAUCCAUUUUACACCAAAGUGCAAUUCUUUUUGGGGAGGGGUUAAAAAAAAAAAUCUGACUCAAACUGAAUCAACAAAAAUGAUCAAUGAAAGCCCUUAUUAUUAUGUAUUUUGUUUCCAAGCAUGGCAUUCUUUAACACAUCUUCUCCAUCACUGAAUGUAUACUGAAGCCUUCAGACAGCCGUGUUAGUUUUUACUGAGGCGCUGCCUGUCUGUCCAUGUUUGAGACACUGUAAAUAUUCUGCAAUCUUGUGCUGACUCAGUAGGAUGACUAGAUUAUGUUCAUCAGCUGUUAACUUUUUGUUUUUGUUUUUUUAAACUUGAUUGCAGUAAUGUUGAUAUUUGUGAGUGUCCCUAUGCUUCGUGUUCUUAUACUGUAGAAUUGGUCCAGAGUGGAGCGAAGACUGUCAAAGAUUGGCCAGGCUGAGAUCCUGGUGGACUGACAGCCAAGCAACUUGAGGGAGUGCAGUAGAGCGGCAAGUUGGUUGCCUGAGUGCGUAGAAAGGGAGAGUAGGUCCGGUAACUGUUCUGAGUUGGUCGUUUGAGGACGAAUGAUAGCAGAGCCAUCUUUUCUUAAAAGAGAGAGUCAAAAGUGUGUGCAUGUAAUGGCUGUUUCCAUGAUGACUGGAUUUAAAGAAAAAAUAUUGACUUGAGCUGAGCAAACGUGAUACCUUGAUCGAUUUUAUGCUUGUUUUAGACCAAUACGAGAAAAUUCCUCCUGCUGCUUUUAAUAAUUAACGUUGGCAAUUGAGUAUAAAAAUAUGACGUCUGUUUUGCGUUGGAAGUUUUAUCUUUUUACGAUAUCAGGCGUUUUCUUUCAAUGUGUAAAUAAUAUGUAUAUUUUUAUAUACGAAAGACUGAAAAGCACUCACUAGUGAAUAGCACCAAAUGAUGGUAUUUAUAUUUUUAAUAAAACAUUGUAUUUAUUUUAACAACAUAUUUGUAGGAAAUAAGAGGUUUACAAACACUAAUGCUUGGUCUGACAUUUGUAGAGCUGCCUUUCUUUCGGUUUCUUUUUGUAAGACUUCAGACUGAAGCAGUUACUGUCUCGAGAGAGCAGUCCACCAGUAGCUCCUUGUUGCCACUCUUAAGCAAGCGUCUUUUGUAUUAGUGACCUCUUGUAGCGCUGGUCAGCUGUAAAGGGUCGGGGAGUUGAUACGUGCUUAUUUUCUCCCUUUGCCAGCCCCUUCGCCAAUCCCCUCAGAGUAUUUGGUCUCUCAUUGACUCUAUUUUCAUAGGCAUAAGCAUAGUUUCAUCUUUAUUCUCUCGUUUUGGUUUUGUCUUGUUCUAUUAUAUUUUGUAAACGCAAGACUAUAUCCAAAGUUUUGAAAAGCUAACGCCCCAGUUUUCUGUGUAUUUUUUUAUCAGGAAGAAUUAUUUUCGUAAAGUAACCGUAAAACCCCAGGCUACAGAGGCCAGCCCAGUCCAAGAGUUUUCAUGAAGCACUACAGCUCCAGGGUCCCGAGGGCCCAAGGGUCUCCUAACUACCCAGGCACUGAACAGCCUAGCCUCUUCCGUUUCAGCACUCCCUGUGGUCAUUAUUGUUUAGAAGGAGAUCAUUGUUUCACUUCUCCGGAUAUUACCACACACACAGAAAUAUUGAGCUCAAACGUACGAGACACAGAUAUCCCACUGAAUGCUCUUUGGUCCUCCUUAGGAGUAAGGUGCCUUAUCAGACACUGAGAUAUAAUUCAGCGUCGGCUUCAUGAGGGAGCCGAGGCCUCAGCAAUUACCCACACCCACAUACUGUCAAAGAAAUGAGCUUGUGACUACCAGUGGUGUAUCUUCUCAUUUGUAUGACAUGAUGGCCUUAACAGUGACACUAGCAUAGAGGGGCGUGUGUUCGGAAGGCACCUGGUCUGCUGGGGUUUUUUGGGGGUGGAUAUCGGCGGUCCUUCAAUUGGUUUCCUGCUUGUUGACCCUCUCAAUUCCCCAGUUCCCCAAAGUAAACAGGCAACAAAUAUUUUUUGUCUCGUGGCUGUGAGGAGAGGGGCUGGUUCAAGAGCAUUUGGACGAUUUGUAAGAGACAUGGGUACUAUGCAUAUCUUUCAGAACAAAAACUCUCUAGAUUGCUGCUGUAUGCAAUUCUGGCUUGAAUUACUCUUUGAGAGACAGACCGCUUAGGCCAGUACUUUUUAUUCAUACUCUGUACGUUUUGUAUGUUGAUUUUUGUUCAUUUUAAUUUGUUUGUUUGUUUCGCUGUUUAACAGCAUAAACACACGGCAGUCGAGCCCUGACCCCCUCCUUGGGUGGUCAGUGAAAACAGCAAUUUACCAACACAUUCUUAGGGUGGUGGGGAGGAAGACUAGAACAGAGUUUAUCUUCGGAAGCAACUGGCUGCCCAAGUCAGCACAGGCACCUCAAGCACACAUCUUGUUUAUUUUUUUUCAUCCAGGAGUUCUAGCUCUAGAUUCUAGAGCUCUACUGCACGCUCUGACCCUUCCAACCCCCCACCCCACCCCCAGGCGGUCAGUACGGACAGAACUCAGGUGGAGGUCGGCCACAUAACCCACAUCGCCGUGCCCUGACAAGCCUGUGGUUUCUCGUCUAAUUCAGGGAUAAAGAUUACGUUUGGGUCGGCUCCCGCAGUUCUGCAGUUUGGCCCUUAUUGAAUGUAUUGGUAAAUAUAUAUAUAUGAAUAUAUCGACUCUUAUUGUAUUUGUUUGGUGUUCAUUUUAGUAUUUUAAGAAAGGCUGGGAUGAUUUGUUUAGGGAAAGACUAGUCACGGAAAGAACAUAUGUUGGAACGGUAACACAGAAAUAGAAACUAGGACAUGAGUAAUAAUGUUACUGAUCCCAAGGGCUUUGCAGCUUUUCUCCAUUUUUCACAUCAAUCUGGUGUGAGAUGUUUCACAAACCGGUGAAAACCGUCAGUCAAGUCAGUCAGUCAGUCAGUCAGUCAGUCAGAACUCAAAGAGGCAGACCAAUUCAGUUGUUCCUUAGACUUCGUACCGUGACAUCAUUUCUCAGUGGUAUUACAACUCUACAUGUAAUUACAGUAUCCGAUAUAUACAUUCACACGUACACGCAUACAGGAGCGUAAUGUAUAAAUAGUACUUUUUCUAAGUCAAUAUCUUCACAAUAUAUGGAAUGGACAGACAAACUUAGUUACAAUAGCAGCAACAGUCUCUUAAUGGUUAAUAAUCAUGUUUGAUGUACUCAACAAUAACUUUGAGUUUCAGAAUCCUUUCAAAGUAACUAACCUUCAUUUUGUAAAUGUGCAUCCAGUAUCUGUUCUUUUGUGCCCGUGCAUUGCCGUUUUUUCCUUUUUUGUUUUUUCUUCUCUAGAAAGGAACAAUAUUAAUAAUCAUGAAAAAUGUAAAUGUAUUCUGUAGUUGUAAACUUCUUGAGGUCAAACGUUUUAUUUUCCUGUGUUUUUAUCGUUCUAGUGGAAGUGUUUCGUUUUUGCUCUGUACAUUCUGAAGCAGGAUUUGGACUGAUGUGGUAUGAAUAAGUUUGUCAUGGCCAGGAAAAGGAAUAAUAAUCCUAUUCUUCACCCACCCAAGUGUCCUGUACUGUUCUCUAACAUUUUGAAGCUUGAGUUGUUCUUUUUUUUUUUUUUUUAAUAAUAAUAAUAAUGAUUUUUAAUCCUUUUUAUUUAUUUAUUUUGUAUGUAACUUUGGCAUAUCCGUAAAAAUUCAUCUGCAUGUCCACAUCCUCAUCUUCUCUAGCGCAAGUCAAGAUGGAGAGAUAAUGCCUCUUCAGCAUUUGGAAGCCUUUUUUCCCUUGUGUAGGGAGUGCAUUUGCUAUAUGAGGAGCCUGGUGGCAGCUCCAUUGACGGCUAGAUGUUGCUGGGAGGAUAUGGACACAGACACAUGUACUGCACUUAACCGAAAACCACAGACAGUAAUGACCAUUUUAAUACUGACGAUAAAAAAGAAAAGUAUAUUUUCUUCUUCCUUUCUCUCUUGUCUGAGUUGCCCACCAGUAUUCACCCAUAUCACAGAAAUGAAGGAAAACAAAACGUUAAAUUACAAUCGCAAACCACAAACUACUAAGGAUGAAUGUAUAAUGAGAAAAAAUAUACAAUUGUACAUAAGUGUAAAAAGGAAAGUUUCUAAUCAUGUUUAUUUUCUAUGCACCUUUUUUAUUUAAGUGAUAGUUUAAGUAAUAAACAUGUCUCCUUUACUCCUCA